CCCAGCUGCGGCAGGGACUGCUCCCCACGCUGUGCUCCCCACGCCGGCCUCGCUUGGCCAACUACUCCACACCUGCCGAGCCCUCCCGGGUCCGCGCGCUGGUCUAUGAGCACCACGGGGACCCAGCCAAGGUCGUCGAUUCAUAUGGCAUCCCAGGUGUACGGCCUCGGCCUCAAUGGACCCAUUGUGACCUUAUCCCGCUUGGGAUCUGACGCAGGAGGACAGUGGCAUCCCUCCGACUUGCGCGGCGCCAUGACACUCACAGGGGAAGGACAUGAGCAGUCGGGGAGGUGACCUGAGACCCAGCCAGACAGCAUGGGCGCCUCGUUGGCUCUCUUACCCCGCAGCCACUGUGCCUUGGACUGAAGAACCAGGAGCUAGCUGCUAUGGGCGGAUCGGACGUCCGUGUGAAGAUGCUGGCAGCCCCUAUCAAUCCAUCUGACAUAAAUAUGAUCCAAGGAAAUUAUGGCCUCCUUCCCGAGCUCCCUGCCGUUGGAGGGAAUGAAGGCGUUGGCCGGGUGGAAGCAGUGGGCAGCGACGUGACUGGCUUGAAGCCGGGGGACUGGGUAAUUCCAGCCAAUGCCGGUUUGGGCACCUGGCGGACCGAGGCUGUGUUCAGGGAGGAAGCACUGAUCAGAGUCCCGAGUGACAUCCCUCUUCAGAGUGCUGCCACGCUGGGCGUCAACCCCUGCACAGCCUACCGGAUGCUGAAGGACUUCGAGCAGCUGCGGCCAGGAGAUUCCGUCAUCCAGAAUGCAUCCAACAGUGGAGUGGGGCAAGCGGUCAUCCAGAUCGCCGCAGCCCUGGGCUUGAGGACCAUCAAUGUGGUCCGAGACAGACCCGACCUCCAGAAGCUGACCCAGAGACUGAAGAACCUGGGGGCUGAGCAUGUUUUCACAGAAGAGGAACUCAGAGGACCUGAGAUGAAAAGCUUCUUUAAGGAUGUACCUCCGCCCCGGCUUGCUCUCAACUGUGUUGGCGGGAAAAGCUCCACAGAGCUGCUGCGGCAUCUGGCGCCCGGAGGAACCAUGGUGACCUACGGAGGGAUGGCCAAGCAGCCCGUCAUCGCCUCCGUGAGCCUGCUCAUUUUUAAGGAUGUCCGACUUCGGGGCUUUUGGUUGUCCCAGUGGAAGAAGAACCACAGUCCAGACGAGUUCAAGGAGCUGAUCCUCACGCUGUGUGAGCUCAUCCGCCAAGGCCAGCUCUCAGCACCCGCCUGCUCCGAGGUGCCCCUGCAGGACUUUGCGCAGGCCUUGGAAGCAUGCAUGAAGCCCUUCGUGUCUUCCAAGCAGAUUCUCACCAUGUGCUGACUCCGGAGGCGAAGUGGUGGGGAGCCGGACCCACAGACCUGGUCUCAGCUGCCACUCACAGCUCCGCUCCUCACCAUCACUUCCAGCUCUGAGAAUUGUGCUGCUGGCCAAGGCUUCCCCCGGGGUAUGUAAAAUAAAAGUCUGAACUUCCUAGAACCAACCUAACAGAAACUAACAGCGGAGCUGCCAACAGCUCCAAGGGCUGGAACCCGUUCUUUGCAUGAGGGGAAACCCCAGGUUUGAUCCCCUGCACCACAUGGUCCUCAGAGCACUAUUGGGAGUGAUCUAUCAGCACUGCUGCAGAGUGCGGGGGCCUCCCCACCCCGCCCAAGAAACCACAGCAACCUUCCCAACCAGGAGGCCCAGAGAAGUCCUCUUACUCUUUUUGUUGUUGUUGUGUUGUGUUUUGUUUUUCAUUAGGGGACAUAUCCAGUGCUUCCCAUGCAAAGCAAGCACCCUACCCACUGCACCAUCUCUCCAGUCCCUUUGCAGCUUGUUUUGCCUAAGAAUCUUCUAUUUUAUUUCAAUCCACGGUAUCUGGGGUUUCUCUGAACCUAAUCCUAAUUGACAUUCUCUGAUUGAAUUUAUACUGAAAUCAGCUGACCCAGUGAAAAAGUAAAUUGUGAACGUUUGUAAUUCCAGCUAGGAAAUUUGGACUUAGCCUGUUGUCAAUAGAAAACAAAACAGUCUGACUCAAAAUACAUCACAUCCUCUACGCUUUACAAA
This is a messenger RNA of Sorex fumeus (smoky shrew), 2036 nucleotides long. RefSeq names its product mitochondrial trans-2-enoyl-CoA reductase (gene MECR). The coding region runs from base 387 to 1310 and encodes 307 amino acids. The record is from RefSeq and is a predicted model, not a curated record. The transcript is spliced from 11 exons. NCBI's taxonomy places the organism in Eukaryota, Metazoa, Chordata, Mammalia, Eulipotyphla, Soricidae. Gene Ontology annotation, cellular component: mitochondrion. Gene Ontology annotation, molecular function: trans-2-enoyl-CoA reductase (NADPH) activity. Gene Ontology annotation, biological process: fatty acid metabolic process.